AUGGCUGCAGGGUGGAUUUCAGCCUCCAUUCCAUCCCCCACUCCACCCCACCCCACGCCCAUUGGGGCCUCGUCCAGUACUCAACCCUGUUUUAGUCCCUCUACUGCUGUUAGCACAAGGUGCCAGCUGCAGUUUGGUUCAGGGAUAACCAGGACAGCGUGGUGGCUGGGAGCGUCGCUCCAGGACCCCCUCGUCCCCCGCCACACCCGGGCAGUCCCCUCCCGCCAGGCCCAGCUGGACCUGGCGCGGUCUUCAUCUCCCUGUCACCCGCGGUCGCCUAGGGCGGGGAUCGGUGCCCCGGAGCGCAAACUGACGCGUCCCCCCCCUUCUCAUUCCCCCCUCCCACCGCCCAGCCUCUUGGCUGCGAUGAGACAGAGCGGCGCCUCCCAGCCCCUGCUGAUCAACAUGUACCUGCCAGAUCCCGUCGGAGACGGUCUGUUCAAGGAAGGGAAGAGCCCUGGUUGGGGGCCGCUGAGCCCUGCGGUACAAAAAGGCAGCGGGCAGAUCCAGCUGUGGCAGUUUCUGCUGGAGCUGCUAGCGGACCGUGCGAACGUCGGCUGCAUCGCGUGGGAGGGCGGCCACGGCGAGUUCAAGCUCACGGACCCAGACGAGGUGGCACGGCGCUGGGGCGAGCGCAAGAGCAAGCCCAAUAUGAACUACGACAAGCUGAGCCGCGCACUACGCUACUACUACGACAAGAACAUCAUGAGCAAGGUGCACGGCAAGCGCUACGCCUACCGCUUCGACUUCCAGGGCUUGGCGCAGGCCUGCCAGCCGCCCCCCGCGCACGCCCACGCCGCCGCCGCCGCCGCCGCCGCGGCCGCCGCAGCCCAGGACGGCGCGCUCUACAAGCUGCCGGCCGGCCUCGCCCCGCUGCCCUUCCCCGGCCUCUCCAAACUCAACCUCAUGGCCGCCUCCGCCGGCGUCGCGCCGGCCGGCUUCUCCUACUGGCCCGGCCCGGGCCCAGCCGCCACCGCCGCUGCCACCGCCGCGCUCUACCCCAGCCCGGGCUUGCAGCCUCCGCCGGGGCCCUUUGGCGCCGUUGCCGCCGCCUCGCACUUGGGGGGCCAUUACCACUAGACGGGGCGGCCAGGUGCUGCGCGGUCUCUCCCAGACGCCCAGAGCCUCGCUCAGUCC
Messenger RNA from Rhinolophus ferrumequinum (greater horseshoe bat), 1137 nucleotides. It is a transcript of the gene FEV, whose product is annotated as FEV transcription factor, ETS family member. The record is from RefSeq and is a predicted model, not a curated record. Gene Ontology annotation, molecular function: DNA-binding transcription factor activity, RNA polymerase II-specific; sequence-specific DNA binding. Gene Ontology annotation, biological process: cell differentiation; regulation of transcription by RNA polymerase II. NCBI's taxonomy places the organism in Eukaryota, Metazoa, Chordata, Mammalia, Chiroptera, Rhinolophidae. Gene Ontology annotation, cellular component: nucleus.